This is a messenger RNA of Triplophysa dalaica, 903 nucleotides long. Its product is annotated as histone H1-like. Bases 57 to 695 code for a protein of 212 amino acids. The transcript has a single exon. The record is from RefSeq and is a predicted model, not a curated record. Gene Ontology annotation, molecular function: structural constituent of chromatin; DNA binding. Gene Ontology annotation, cellular component: nucleosome. Gene Ontology annotation, biological process: nucleosome assembly. NCBI's taxonomy places the organism in Eukaryota, Metazoa, Chordata, Actinopteri, Cypriniformes, Nemacheilidae.
CGCAGCGCCGCAUUAUUGAUCAACUGUAGUGUGACAGUACAGAUCUGAACAGAGAAAUGGCAGAAACCGCUCCAGCUCCAGCAGCCCCGCCGGCGAAAGCGCCCAAGAAGAAAUCUGCAGCCAAACCCAAGACAGCGGGUCCAGGCGCGAGUGAUCUCAUCGUUAAAGCCGUGACGGCCUCCAAGGAGAGAAACGGUGUGUCUCUGGCCGCCCUGAAGAAAGCUCUCACCGCCGGCGGAUACGAUGUGGAGAAGAACAACUCCCGCGUCAAGCUCGCCAUCAAGAGCCUCGUGACUAAAGGCACGCUGGUCCAGACCAAAGGAACCGGUGCUUCAGGAUCUUUCAAACUCAACAAAAAACAAGUCGAGACUAAGAAGCCAGCGAAGAAAGCCGCUCCUAAAGCAAAGAAGCCCGCAGUGAAGAAGCCCGCUGCUGCUGCCAAGAAGCCGAAGACCGCAGCGGCAAAGAAGACCGCCGCAAAGAAGUCUCCCAAGAAGGUCAAGAAACCUGCCGCCACCGCCGCUAAAAAGGCAACGAAGAGCCCCAAGAAGGCGAAGAAGCCAGCGGCCCCCAAGAAGGCAGCCAAGAGUCCAAAGAAAGCAGCUAAAAGCCCCAAGAAGGUCAAGGCUGCAAAACCCAAGACGACAAAGCCCAAAGCAGCGAAGCCUAAAAGGGCCGCCCCGAAAAAGAAGUAGUUUACUUCUCCAGACUUUCUAUUACAAAAGGCUCUUUUAAGAGCCACCACCAGCCCACUAAAGAGUUGUGUUUCAGUGAUGUGUUGAUAUUAUGGUUGUGUUCUCACAUUUAAAUCUAUUCCUUUGGCAGACGCUUUUAUCCAAAGCUACUUACAGUGCAUUAUCCUUUACAUUUAUACAUAGAUAUCUGGGCUCGAACCCACAACCU